Messenger RNA from Phymastichus coffea, 2160 nucleotides. RefSeq names its product SET and MYND domain-containing protein 4-like. NCBI's taxonomy places the organism in Eukaryota, Metazoa, Arthropoda, Insecta, Hymenoptera, Eulophidae. The record is from RefSeq and is a predicted model, not a curated record. The transcript has 5 exons. Bases 235 to 2148 code for a protein of 637 amino acids. Gene Ontology annotation, molecular function: protein binding.
UUGGCCGUUAUGCCGCAAUUUAAAAAUCCAAACAACGAAUAUAUGAGAAUGUUUUGAUAUUCUUUUUAACGUAAAGCUCUAACUAAAAAGUUCUUAUAAAGUAGGUAGUAAGCAAUAAAUUUGAAAUAAACUCACCGAUUACAUCUGAAAAAUUAACGAGCUAUAUUAAUAAAAGUUGAAAUAAUAUUUUAUCUUCAUUGUUGGUUGAUUAUCUGGCAAAUCAACAUUUUCACUAUGAUGCCUCAAGAUAUAGUAUCUUUAUUGAAGUUGGAUAGUUUAGUUGAUGAGUUGGAGAGAAAAAGUGAUUUCGAAGCUAGAAUUCAGAUUACUUUGCAGGCAAUACAAGAUACUUUGCCACUUGACGUACAGUGUGAACAAAAAGACAACGAAGAAUCAAGAAAAUUGAGAAAACAAGCAGAUAAAUUAAUUAUUAAACAAAAAAGCAGAUUUGUAGGAUUAAUAAAAGCUUGGGAAUUAUAUUGCAAGUGCAUAGCAAAAGCAAAAGAGUCAUCCUUAGAAUUAGCACUAGCUUAUGGGAAUAGAUCAUCUGUUCUCUUUCAUUUAAAAUUCCACAAUGAAUGUAUUCGCGACAUUAACAGAGCAUUACAAUUGUCUAGCUAUCCAGAUCAUUUCAGAGUUAACUUGACUCGUCGUAAAGCUAAAUGUUUAAAACUGCUAGGUAACCCAGAAUCUGAAAAAAUUUGCGAAGAAGCAAGGAGUUUAUUAGAGAGUUUGAAUUUGAAUGAUGAGGCCAAAGAAUUACUUGAAGAGAAAAUCAGUAGAGUGGCAGAGACUACUUCAAUACACGAACAUGAGUUAAAAGAUUGUAAAUUGAAGGAAGAAUGUAGUUUCAAAUUUGAUUCAAACAAAUGUAUACCAUCUGCUUCGGAUGCUAUUUGUAUCAAAUACACCAAAGAGUUUGGAAAACAUUUAAUAGCUGAUAGAGACAUUGAAGCUGGCGAAAUUCUCAUUGUGGAAAAGCCUUAUGCAUCACUUUUACAUUCAAAAAAUAUUUACUCUCAUUGUUCACACUGUUUUGUGAGAUCAUGGGAUAUCAUUCCUUGUGAAUAUUGUGUUUAUGCUAUGUAUUGCUCUGAAAAUUGUAAAAAUGAAGCUUGGAAGCAAUAUCAUGAUAUUGAAUGCCUAGUUAGAGGAUAUUUAGAGAGCUUAUCAAUACAAGGCAUAGGAUUAUUUAGUUUAAAACUUGCAAUUUUGGCUGUAAGAGAGAGUGGCAGUAUUAAGAAUCUUAAAAAGGAUCUUAAAAAAGUUGAUCAAUGUAAUGAUUACAUAAUGAAAUGUUUAUCAGAUGGAAUUUAUCGCAGUGAUAAAUAUAAAGCUUUAUAUAAUUUAGAGGGUCAUGAAAGUGUUAGAAAUAGACCUGAAAUUUUAACAAUAUCUUUAAAUACAGCUUUUAUCUUGCAUUACUUAUUUACACUUACAUCUUUUUUUGGUGAUAAUUCAGAUGCAGAUAUUUUAACAUUAUGUAAAAAUAAGGAUGUUAUGUUUUUUGGAAAACUGAUUGCUUGCCAUGCUACAAUUAUUCAGAUAAAUGAUCAUGAGUUUGUCGAAUUUCGUGAUAAUGAAUAUGAAGGAAUAGGUUCAGUAAUUGGUCCAGUAGCAAGUCUGCUAAAUCAUAGUUGCAAUCCUAAUAUAAAUAGAUGCACUGUUAUGAAAGACCAAACAAUGCAGCAAGUAUUUUAUGCUAUUUGCCCUAUAAAACAAGGCUCACAGAUAUUUGAUGAUUAUGGUUGUCAUUUUGCUUUCCAUUCAAAAACACAAAGGGAAGAUUUUUUAAAAAAGUAUUUUUUCAAGUGUUCUUGUUUAGCUUGUGUUGAAAUUUGGCCUUUGUUUGAUGAGCUUCCUUCUAUUUUGACUCUUGUUAGAGAGAAAGAAGCAAAGUUAUCAGUUGUAAGAGCUAUUGUUAGAAGUAAAGAGCAUCAAAGAACUAUUUCAAAAAUAGGAAUGGACAAAUAUGAAGGUAAUAAGAUGGAUCUUUUAUCAAGCUUAGCCAGUUCAAUUACUAUUUUAUCAGUAAAUACAAAAAAACCUAAUAGAGAAUACUAUGAAUUAAUUGAAUUAUUCCAACAAGCUUUUUAUGCAAUUUUUGGCUAUAAGUUCGAAGUACACGAUCCAAUGUGUAUUUGUUGAUAAAUUCUAUAU